AUUCGAUCUUAGAUGCGACUCGCAAGUCCAAUUGUCGAAGCUACUCUAUGACUAGAUAACCCUCUCAGUAGCAACUACUAAGCCGUUGACUGCCCAUCGCCCUCGCGACUAAGCCUUAUUAGCCCGCCAUGGUAUUGGAAGCAAUCAGAUACACUCCAGGUCCUCCCAGCCAGCUGCAAAUCCUCGACCAGCUAAAGCUACCUCACACCGAAGUCUACGAUGACAUCUACUCAAGCUCGGAUGCAUGGCGUGCGAUCAAAGAGAUGCGGACUCGCGGAGCUCCAGCUAUAGCUAUCGUUGCUGCUCUAGGCCUGGCCGUGGAGCUUAACAAAAUGGAAUUAUCAGACAGUGCCCCAGAGGCGGAGAUCUUCAUCAAACAAAGGCUGGAUUACUUGGUCACAAGCAGACCUACGGCGGUCAACCUUGCGGAUGCUGCGAGGAAGCUCAGGAAGAUAGUGGAGAAGGCAGCGGCAGCCCAAGGCGCCACAGGAGAUUCAUUGCGACAAGCUUAUACCAAGGCAUCAGAGAAGAUGCUUGUCGACGAUGUCAGUGACAACAAAGCCAUUGGACAGUAUGGCGCGGAGUGGAUCUUGAAGAAUAGAGCUACAUCCGCAGGAGAAACAGUAAGCGUUAUAACGCACUGUAAUACUGGGUCUUUGGCUACCGCAGGAUAUGGUACAGCUCUCGGUGUCAUCCGAAGCUUACACGCCAGGAAGUCCUUGAAGCAUGCAUUUUGCACCGAAACCAGACCAUACAACCAGGGCUCACGGUUGACGGCUUUUGAGCUCGUGCAUGACCAGAUACCAGCAACACUUAUUACAGAUUCCAUGGCGGCGGCUCUACUGCGAAUCAAAAGUUCGAGCGAAAGUAUCUCUGCCAUAGUAGUAGGCGCAGAUAGGGUCGCCGCUAAUGGAGACACGGCAAACAAGAUCGGUACAUACUCUCUUGCAAUCAUCGCAAAGUAUCAUGGUAUCAAAUUUCUAGUCGCUGCGCCUCGCACUACGAUUGACCUAGAGACAAAAUCUGGUGAACAGAUCAUCAUUGAGGAGCGCCCGGGUAGAGAGGUCACGCUCGUCAAAGGACCCAGACAUGAUGGCGUUUCGUUGGACUUGAAUGUUGUUGAGACUGUAAGCAUUGCUGCCAGCGGAAUCGGCAUUUGGAACCCAGCAUUCGAUGUGACCCCAGCCGAACUCAUCGAUGGUAUCAUCACAGAGGUCGGUGUUGUAGAAAAGGAUUCGAAUGGUGUGUUCCAUCUUGACAAGAUAUUCGAUGGUCUUGACGUGGAAAUGCAUCCUCCGACGAUAGGUGGUAUAUAAAUCUUAGUUUCGAUAGCCAAGCUUGGGAUGCGCUGCGUUUGAGCCUUGGCACAUGUACUCCCAGGCGGCUCUGAGUGAUGUAUACAAAGCAUGCAUCUACCAGUAACAAUACUA
Pseudovirgaria hyperparasitica is the source of this 1430-nucleotide messenger RNA. Its product is annotated as putative translation initiation factor. The coding region runs from base 129 to 1316 and encodes 395 amino acids. The record is from RefSeq and is a predicted model, not a curated record. Lineage: Eukaryota; Fungi; Ascomycota; Dothideomycetes; Acrospermales; Acrospermaceae. Gene Ontology annotation, molecular function: S-methyl-5-thioribose-1-phosphate isomerase activity. The transcript is spliced from 2 exons.